Messenger RNA from Oncorhynchus nerka (sockeye salmon), 2623 nucleotides. It is a transcript of the gene ppic, whose product is annotated as peptidylprolyl isomerase C. Gene Ontology annotation, molecular function: peptidyl-prolyl cis-trans isomerase activity. Gene Ontology annotation, biological process: protein folding; protein peptidyl-prolyl isomerization. The transcript has 5 exons. NCBI's taxonomy places the organism in Eukaryota, Metazoa, Chordata, Actinopteri, Salmoniformes, Salmonidae. The record is from RefSeq and is a predicted model, not a curated record. Bases 331 to 954 code for a protein of 207 amino acids.
UAUGUCUCCAACAUUUGCCAGAGGGCGCAGUGUCUGAUCGGGACACAACACCCUCUACGGUUUUGUUGGAUUGGUAAACCUGUUUUAACACGAAAUUAUAGAGAAUGCAUUGUCGGAAGGGAGGCUAUUUGAGGAGCGCUAGGUGCAUCUAUCUCAUUUCUCACUGAGUUGAAGCAAAGGUUGGGCUCCAUUCUAAAGCCAACCUCUCCGCUAAAACACGGCCCAAUUUGGAGUGGGGUUGUAAAUCAUGCAGGAAGGAUGGAUGGUAAAAAUAUAUUUUUUCUGACAUCUUUGAUACACUGAGAUUAUUAUUUGUUUUGUUUCUGCAAGAUGGAGCCGCAAUUUAUGUCCUGCUUCGUUUUCUUGGCUUUUGCGUUUUCAGAAAACGUCGGAUGUAUUAGAGGAAGGGUUGGACCUAAAGUGACCGAAAAGGUGUUCUUUGACAUCACCGUGGCAGGUCAUGAAGUUGGACGGAUUGUGAUUGGCCUGUUUGGAGAUGUUGUUCCCCUGACUGUGAAUAACUUUGUGGCUCUUGCCACAGGGGAGAAAGGAUACGGCUACAAAGGAAGUACAUUUCACCGGGUGAUCAAGGACUUCAUGAUCCAAGGAGGUGACUUCACAGCUGGAGAUGGAAAUGGAGGUAGAAGCAUUUACGGGAACCAAUUUGCUGAUGAGAACUUCAAGCUGAAGCACAUGGGAGCAGGUUGGGUCAGCAUGGCCAACGCGGGCCCAGACACCAACGGCUCUCAGUUCUUCAUCACUGCGUCCAGGGCUCCUUGGCUGGACGGGAAGCACGUGGUGUUUGGGAAAAUCUUGGAGGGCAUGUCUGUGGUUCAUACCAUCGAGCUCCAAGACACAAAUGACCGGAACCUGCCCUACACAGAGUGUGUCAUUGUCAACAGUGGGAAGAUAGAAGUCAAAGAGCCAUUUAUUGUGGAUGUGGAGGGUUGGUAGGGUUAUCACUAUGUGUGUUACUGUAUUCAGAGAAGUAUUAUGCAGUUGUUGUUUAUGGCUCUCUAAUGUGUAUACUAACUUUUAACAAAAUGAAUACAAUGAAUUCAGUCAUUAUGAGAAGAUGUCAUUUACAAUUAAUAUCUUAAAACCAUUGUAAUUUAGUUUCUUAACCUACACUCAUUAACUGCCAAAAUGAUCAGUAUGUCAUUUGCACUAUCCACUCAGCACUUUGUCAUGCUAAGCUGAAACAACUUUUAGUUUUUUACAAUGUUGAAAGAUUACACAAAGUAUAUUAUACUUCACUUAUUUUGACAUAUCAAAUGUAAUCACAGCAGCUGUAUGUUGUGAAAUGUUAAUUGAGGUUCCCAUUUGUGAACAUGUUGCAUUGUUAUGGUGAGUAUGUUUUAUUAUUUAUGAGAAAUUAAUUUGUGGGGAUUAAUCUGGAAGAUGUAGUAGCAAGCUGCAAAGUUGUUAAUAUUUUUAAAAACUAUUGCACAAUUGCAUAGAAAAUUGCUAGUGAUUACUUCAGGGCAAUUCCACUUUAACCGAAUUACACUUUGACUCAGAUGUAUCACGUUAAAAUGUAUGCCAAACAAAAACAUUGAUUUCUAAGUUUAACAAACCAUAUAACUCCAUGCACAAUGACUACUUUGAACAAUUUACACUUACAUUUACUAAAAUAACUGUACAGAUGCAAAGUUUGGUAAUAGAAUUACGGUAAAAUCUCCCUCAGUUUCUUAUGCAAACACAUUUUCCAAUAAUUAAGAUUAAAAUAUGUAUGCAAAAAGAAUGGGGUGUCAGUUAUGACAUGACACCUUGAGUUUGAAAUAAUUUAUUUUGGUUAUUGAACUACAGUAGGUGAAGUGGGUUUACAUCUGGUAACGGAAUUACGGUAAUGAAAUUGCAUCAUGGAUCCCUGAUCUGUACUAUACAGAAAUGCAUAAUGAAGGAUAUGAAUAUCGUGCUCAUCAUGGUGAUGUAUCCUGAUUAGGUACACAAAGGAAGAAAUAUGCAAUAUCCUCAUUUUGCUUAUUUGAGUUUUAUUCUACACACUGGCUAUUAUUGUAAUGAGCAUUUGGUUGGUACGGACCAGAGUGCAGUACAGUAUAGCACAGUAGAGUAGAAUACAGUAAAGUAGAUAUGUUCAGCACUCUUCAACAUUAUUGUGUUUUGAGUAGAAUACAGUAAAGUAGAUAUGUUCAGCACUCUUCAACAUUAUUGUGUUUUGAUGUACUUUUUCUGGUAGAUGUUGUCCAAGACCAAUUUUCCAUCUGUUUGACCAGAAAUCAAAGUCCAACAUUUUUGGAUGGAAUAAUGUAUUUUUUUUUUAUAUAUAUAUGCCAUGAUUUCUCAAAAAUAUAGACUCUUAGCUUUAAUUUGACAUCCAAUUUGACAUGCUCCUAUGAACUUCACAUGUUGGUGCUCUUGGAUCCUUUUAAAUGGAAAUGCCCUUGUUAAAUAGGAAUCAUUUUAUUUUAAAAUGUUCAUCCAUAGAUAGUUGUUUUAAAAAUCUAGCAAUUCAUUCAGUCUUUCAGAGAUAUCCACAAGCAUAUCAUAUACAGUUGAACUCGGAGGUUUACAUACACUUAGGUUGGAGUCAUUAAAACUUGUUUUUCAACCACUCACUUAUAGCUUGUCAAUUAAAGAUGACAUAAAAAAGAAAAAACAA